Rubroshorea leprosula is the source of this 956-nucleotide messenger RNA. The record is from the annotation of a GenBank genome assembly. Lineage: Eukaryota; Viridiplantae; Streptophyta; Magnoliopsida; Malvales; Dipterocarpaceae.
CGCCAACUCAGACUUUUUUGACAACUUGGCAUGCCAACUUGGAACCCCAUGAGCGGGAAAGUUUACCUGCUACCCUUUUUUUUUGUGGGCCCCACCGCUGAUAAAGGAACACAGCACCAGCGCCUGGGUUCCUCGAACCCAGGCGCGGGUUCCUCAAACCCAGGUGCUGGGUUCCUUCGAAGGAACCCAGGGCCUGGGUUCAGGGAACCAGGCGAAUCCAGCACGCCUGGGUUCAGGGAACCAGGCGAACCCAGCACGCCUAGGUUCGAGGAACCCAAGCCUGGGUUCGAUGGAACCCAGCACCUGGGUUCGAGGAACCCAAGCCUGGGUUCGAGGAAGAUAGGAAAGAUGUGAGGAAGAUACUGAAACGCAAGGACAGUGAUGCGGGCCAAAGAGGAAGAGCUUUGGAAGAUUUGCGAGCUUCUAUAUUUAACAAAUUCCGUCCAUCUGAAAGCGCAAAAACUCAAAAGCAAAGAAUUUGGGAUCCUGUUUCAACUCUCACAUUCAAUUUUAUGGUUACUGUUGGUAUUAUUUUCAUGAACAAAUGGGUUCUUAAAAAUGUUGGGUUCCAGUUCCCAGUAUUUCUUACUUUUAUUCACUAUUUAGUAAGCUGGGCAUUGAUGGCUGUCUUGAAAUCCUUCGAAGGAACCCAGGCACUGGUACUUAAUUGAAUUAAUUUGAUGAUCUAGGAGCAUUGUAAUGCCCCAUGUGUGGAUUUAUUUGAUCCCACUACUUGUCUAGUGUAAAGACGGUCACACCAAUGGUCUAUCUGUUCUCAUGCCUCCUUUGGUUUUUUAAAGGUUAAUGUAGAUAAUUCUUUUCAACUUGCUAGUGGAGUAUCUACUUUAGCCAUGGUGGGGUGGAAUUUAUGCUUUGUGGGUUGGGCAAACUUGGCCUAUUUGGGCUUUGUCUCCAUGAUGGUUGAUCUUUUGCUUUAUUAAAGACUAUUCGCAUUA